AUGCCGGGUACUGCAGCCAGGAAGCUGCUGGUGUGCGGGCCUCUGUGCACCGGGGCGACACUGCUGGUGCUCGCCGGCCACCUCAGGAACACCACCGCCAUCUUGUGCUGCCUCACCGCCGCCAUCUGCAUGGACGCCGUCAACUGGUCCAUGGCCACACUCAACCACCUGGACCUGGCGCCCCAGUACGCCGGCCUGCUGACGGGCCUCAGCCAGACGGUGUACGGCCUGGGAGGAGUGGUCAGCCCCACUGUCACCGGCCUCAUCGUGCGGAGCGGGACUGCGGAGGAGUGGAGGCUGGUGUUCACCGUGGCUGGAGGUGUGGCCUUCCUGGGGGCCGCCGUCUACCUGCUCCUGGGCUCUGGCCGCCGGCAGCCGUGGGCGCGCGCCGCCUCGCAGGGGUGCCAACCUGCCGCCACCUCACUCGUCCAGUCCUAGUCCCUGGCUCCUGAGGAGUGGAGGCUGGUGUUCACCGUGGCUGGAGGUGUAGACUUCCUGGGGGCCGCCGUCUACCUGCUCCUGGGCUCUGGCUGCCGGCAGCCGUGGGCGCGCGCCGCCUCGCAGGGCUGCCAACCUGCCGCCACCUCACUCGUCCAGUCCUAGCCCCUAGCACCUGAGGAGUGGAGGCUGGUGUUCACCGUGGCUGGAGGUGUGGCCUUCCUGGGGGC
Bacillus rossius redtenbacheri is the source of this 668-nucleotide messenger RNA. RefSeq names its product vesicular glutamate transporter 1-like. The transcript has 4 exons. The record is from RefSeq and is a predicted model, not a curated record. Lineage: Eukaryota; Metazoa; Arthropoda; Insecta; Phasmatodea; Bacillidae. Gene Ontology annotation, cellular component: membrane. Gene Ontology annotation, biological process: transmembrane transport; monoatomic anion transport. The coding region runs from base 1 to 438 and encodes 145 amino acids. Gene Ontology annotation, molecular function: transmembrane transporter activity.